GGAAGAAGCUCGAAAAAUUGCAGAAGGAUUCAUCGUAGACGAUGAAGAGGAAUCUGAUGCGUCUGAAGAAGUAACUGCUCGUCGUAAAAAAAGAAAGAAGGUUGAAGACUACGAUGAGGAUUUGGACGAAGAAGAUUUAGAAUUGCUUGAAGAAAAUAUGGGAAUCAAGCUAAACCGUUCUACGGGUCCUAAACUGAAGCGCCUUAAACGCGGUCGUGAAGAAUUGUCACGUCAGGAAUCAAGAAAUGUAGGAAACAUUUUCUCCGAUGAAGAACAGGCCGAAGAUCAGAACCAGCGUGAUGAUUAUGCUGAGGAUUACGAUGACCGUUCUAGAUAUCGUCGUGAUAUGUAUGAUGAUAUGGGAGAUUUCAUUGCAGAUGAGGAUGACGAGGACGAUUUAAAUGAAGUAUUGGGCGAAAGAGCUGAGGCUCGUGGUUACGAUGACGAACGACGUGGCAGAAGAAAGGCAAACAUGGACAUGAUGAGUAUUUUACCCGAAGGCAUGAGUGAAGAUGUACUUGUUGACAUGUACGAUAUCUUUGGCGAUGGUAGAGAAUACGAAUGGGCUUUGUAUAAUGAUGAGGAGGAGGAAGCCGAAAGAGAGCGUGAACCUCAAUUAGCUGAUAUAUUUGAGCCUAGCGAGCUUGCAGAACGUAUGAUGACAGAACAGGAUGAAGAAAUUCGUUUGCGUGAUGUUCCAGAGCGCCUCCAAAUGCGAUAUGAAGGCACUAAUAAAUCAUUUGAGCAAGCAACCAACGAAGAAGUUCAAGAGGAAGCUCUCUGGAUAGCUCAAGCUAUGGUGAAUGCUAGAGGCAUGCUACAGCCUGACGAACAGUUUAUUUCCGCCAUCGCGUAUGUUGUUGGGUUCCUCACACGUGAAUUCUUAGAAGUGCCUCAUAUCAAAGACCAUCGUCGAGAUUUCUUUACAGAAAUUAACAAAGACACGGGUAUUAGUAAAGAAAUUUUGACAGAAAAAGAUCUUUGGGAGAUAUACGACUGGGAUUUCAAAUACCACGGCUUUGUAGAGCGUCGACAGGCUUUAAGAGAUUUCCUCGAAAAGACACAGAUUACAGAUGAAUAUGUAGACACUAUACUGAGUAGAGCAGAAAGAGUAGAAGAAAUCACCGAUUUGACCGAAUAUGUCAAUCUCAACUUUUCUGAAAGGAUCAAUGCUAUCCAGCAGCAUAAUCGUGGGCCUAAACGCCCUACUACAAAGUCUUUGUAUCAAUCCAGUAAAGAUUCUGAUAUUCAUAAUCUUUUACCCAAAUUCGGCGUUACAGCAAGACAAUUUGGUACAAACUACAUGGAAAGCACACGCCAAUAUUUCCCCGAAGACAGUCCUUUGGAUCCUAUUGCAGAAGCACAUCUCUAUAUUGACAAUGUAUUCACAGAUGAACACAAAGUCUUGAAGGCUGCUCGAUCUAUUUUGGCUCAAGAGCUUGCUUAUGAUCCACAAGUACGUAGAGCGAUGCGUCGAGAUUGGGAAGCUUAUGGUACAGUGACAGUCAGACCAACAGAAAAAGGGUAUACUGUGAUUGAUGACCUUCAUCCGAUGAAACCUUUCAAGUACUUGUCAGAUAAACCCCGUGACGCUUUUAAGGAUGGACAGUUCUUGCAAAUAUUGAAGGGUGAAGCAGAUGGUCUUUUGAAUGUGACCAUAAGCAUUCAAGAUUAUCCUUCCUGGCUCGGCCGAAUGUGUGAGUUUUACCUUUCAGAUGGCUUCAGUGAUUCUGUACAGCAAUGGAACGAGCAACGAAAGGAAGUCUUGAACUUAGCAUUGCAAGAAUACUUACUUCCGUUGAUGAAAAAGCAUGUACGUGAAAAACUACGCAUGGAAGCUCAAGAAUCUGUUUGUCAUGCGGCCUUUACCAGUCUUUACAACAAAAUCAACGUUGGACCAUUUAGAGGUCCAGAAUCUCAAUUCAAGAGUGCAGUUCCUCGCGUGGUCACAGUUACAGCUGGGAACGGUACUCAUAAAGACCCAGUUGUUGCAGUCUUUGUAAACCAACGUGGAAAAGUAUUGGAUCAGAUAGAAGUGCCCAACUUGAAAGACGAGAAGGACUGGAAGCAACUCUCCGAGUUCAUCAAGUCAAAAAAGGCCAACGUACUAGGUAUUGCAGGUUACAAUGCAGAGAUACGAAAAGUGAUAAAACAUAUGCAAACAAUGCUAAGUGAAAUCAAUCAGUCGAACGAACAAAGUGGGCUUUCUAAAAUGGACAUGGUGAUCGUAGAUGACGAAACAGCAAGACUUUACAAGAGUUCACGCCGUGCUCAGCAAGAAUUCCCCGAGCAUACAGAGACAAUGAGAUACUGUAUCUCCCUUGCUCGUCGACUUCAAAAUCCCGUGAUGGAAUACGCUAGCUUAGGUCGCGAUUUGUUGGCCAUUCACCAUCAUGACCUUCAGCAUCUGAUACCCGAAGAUACACUGUUAUUUUACUUGGAACGCGCAUUGAUCAGCGUUAUUAACGACUUGGGCGUCGAUAUUAAUGCAGCCGUCCAAAGCCCCUAUCUGGCUAGCGCUCUUCAAUAUGUCUGUGGGUUUGGCCCUCGUAAGGCCCAAAGCAUCUUGAAAAAAAUUGAAGCGACAGGUGAACUCGAAAGCCGUACAGCUCUUGUCCUUCGUAAAUUGACGCCAGCAAAUACAUUUAUGAACUGUGCAAGUUACCUUCGCAUUCGAGACGUGGAUGGAGCAGAUAUUUUAGAUGAUACACGCAUCCAUCCUCAGGAUUACGAAUUGGCGAGAAAAAUGGCUGCUGAUGCGCUUGAAAUUGAUGAAGACGAAAUGGAUGACUAUGACUCUAAGGUGGCUGUUGUCACUCGUGUGAUUAAGGAAUAUCCUGACAAGCUGAACGACUUAAUUUUAGAUGACUAUGCUGUUGUUUUGCGUAAGCAGUACAAUGCACCUAAGCGACAAAUCUUAGAGCAUAUAAAACUUGAACUUCAGGGUCCUUAUCAUGAUCGUCGUAACCGAUAUGCUCGCCCUACGAUGGAAGAACAAUUUGUCAUGGUGACUGGAGAAACGCGUCAACAGUUGAGCGAAGGCUUUAUCAUACCAGCGAUGGUGGUUGCUUGUCGUGGCAAAGUUGCAAAUUGUGUGCUUGACUCUGGCUUGGAAGGAAUCAUUUACGUCAACAAUGUUUCUGAUGAACGUGUCAUGAAUGUAUCUGAUGUACUAAAAGUUGGACAAACGAUCAACUGUAAAGUAUUAAGAAUCGAUCGUGACAAGUUUAUGAUAGAAUUGUCUUGUAAACCUUCAGAUACCAAGCCUGGAAGUGAUCUGCAUCUCCGUCGCUUGCCCGAGGAUACAUAUUAUGAUCAUACCGCCGAGGCAAAAGAUAAAGAACAGCAAAAGGCAAACAGACGCAAGCAAUCAAAAUCGAAACGUGUUAUCAAGCACCCACUGUUCAGACCAUUUAAUCAUAUGGAGGCUGAAGAGUAUUUGUCUUCACGUCAACGUGGUGACUUGGUCAUUCGGCCAUCUUCACAUGGCUAUGAUCAUAUUGCCAUUACAUGGAAAGUGGAUGACGGGAUCUAUCAGCAUAUUGACGUAUUAGAAGUUAAGAACAAUAAUGACAUUCAUGCACCACCAAAACUAAAGAUCGGCAACCAGAUGUUUGAAGAUUUGGAUGAAUUGAUUGUAACCUAUGUCGAAGCUGUUGCACGCAAGGUUGAAGAGAUUAUGGCACAUCCUAAAUAUGUACCUGGUGGUAGCCGUGCAUUGAACGAGCAUCUAACAGCAUUAACUCAAGCGAAUCCAAAGGUGUCAGCUUAUGGUUUUUGUCAAAGUGAAAAAGCAGGCUACUUUGAUUUAGGCUUUAAAAUAAGUGCAAAAGGACCACCUAUGCGAUGGGUUGUCAAGGUGCUGCCAGAUGGUUAUCGUUUGAGGAACGUGUCUUAUCCUCAAGUGGAUGACUUAAUAAAUGGAUUCAAGCGUAUUCAAAUGGCAGAAGCAAGAAAACGCAGGGCAUAAAAAAGUCUGUAUACAUUACCAAAAAAAGAAAAAGAUAUUUUGUAGAAAAACGUUGUGGUUAAUAAAAAUAAUAAUAAACAUUUAACGCAUAAUAAAGUGAAAAAAAGG
Molecule: messenger RNA, 4078 nt
Organism: Rhizopus microsporus ATCC 52813
Lineage: Eukaryota; Fungi; Mucoromycota; Mucoromycetes; Mucorales; Rhizopodaceae
Exons: 7
Coding region: 158-3970 (1270 amino acids)
Biological process (GO): transcription elongation-coupled chromatin remodeling; transcription elongation by RNA polymerase II; positive regulation of transcription elongation by RNA polymerase II
Cellular component (GO): transcription elongation factor complex
Molecular function (GO): nucleosome binding; histone binding; DNA binding
Source: RefSeq, a predicted model, not a curated record